GACGGGCUUCCUUUGGAGUUUGGUCUAUUGGGCUCUGGUCGAUAUGUAUCUUAUCUAUAGAUAAAUGUCAUCAAUCCAGUAUCUUCUGUGCCUAAAACUGCAAAACCCAAAACCCCAAUUCACCAGUGGCAAAGAUGUUGCAGAGCAUCUUUCACAGUCGUUUAUCACACACUGCUACUACUACUUCUACUCUCCUUCCUACUAAGAGCCCCUCUUCUCCAUUUUUCUUCACUUCUCAAUUUUCCUUUCACCUAUAUUCACGGUGUCAGCAGUUAAAGCAACCCAGAAGAGGCAAGAAUAAGCAAUUCUUGGUGUUGUGUGCCAAUUCUGAGGCGGGUGUUGCUGGUGGUUCCUUGGGUGUAGAAGAUGGAAGAAGAAGCAGAACUGAAGAAGAAUGGAAUGAGAAAAUGGAUUCUUCCCAGUACGAAGCUUUACUCAAAGGUGGAGAACAGGUCACUUCUGUUCUUCAAGAAAUGAUCACUCUUUUGGACGACAUGAACAUGGAUGAGGCAUCUGAGAAGGUGGCAGUUGAAUUGGCUGCACAGGGAGUCAUUGGAAAAAGAGUGGAUGAGAUGGAAGCAGGGUUUAUGAUGGCCCUAGAUUACAUGAUUCAAGCUGCUGAAAAGGACCAAGAUGAUAUGCGUAAGUCACUGUUGGAAGUGGUCAAGGAAACUGUAUUGUCCCAUCUUACAAAAAAAUGCCCACCACAUGUUCAAGUGGUUGGCUUGCUUUGCAGAACUCCUGAGAAAGAAAGCAGGCAUGAACUACUACGAAGAGUGGCUGCUGGUGGUGGUGCCUUCGAAAGUAAGAACGGAACCAAAGUACAUAUUCCAGGGGCAAAUCUAAAUGAGAUAGCAAACCAGGCAGAUGAUUUACUGGAGUCAAUGGAAACUCGGCCAGUUGUUCCUGAUCGGAAACUACUUGCAAGGCUUGUAUUAAUCAGAGAGGAAGCUAGAAAUAUGAUGGGAGGUGGAAUCCUGGAUGAAAGAAAUGACCGUGGUUUUAGCACACUUCCUGAAUCUGAGGUGAACUUUUUAACCAAGCUAGUAGCUUUGAAGCCUGGGAAGACUGUCCGCGAUAUGAUAAAAAAUGUAAUGCUAGGGAAAGAUGAAGGAGCCGAAGAUCCAGCUACUGAGGAGGAGGACACAAGGGAUGAAAGUAAUACAAAAGGAAUUGCAGGAAGGCCAAGUGUAACAGGACGAAAACCACUUCCUGUACGCCCAGGCAUGUUUCUUGAGACUGUCACCAAGGUGUUAGGUGGCAUAUAUUCUGGAAAUGUUCCUGGGAUUACAGCACAACAUCUAGAAUGGGUUCAUCAGAAUACACUCGAAAUUCUACAGGAAAUAGCAUUCUAGUCUUUCCAGUGCAGAAAUCAUUUUGCAGUUCAUUUAUUUCAGAGGUAAAGAGCAGUUCUCAUACAUGAUUUUUCAUUUAAAGAACUAUUUGAGUGAUAUGGAAAAGUAGAAAAUUGUGUACGAGUUUGUUGGGUUGCACGCAACAAAUCUUCUUUGUCUUGUCGGUCCAUCUUAAAAUUAAUUAACAAGGGGCUGUUUGGCUGUUCACUUUAUUAAUAGAGAUGAACCGUAUGUGUGCACUUCCGGUUCUUGUCA
Ricinus communis (castor bean) is the source of this 1610-nucleotide messenger RNA. Its product is annotated as protein PEP-RELATED DEVELOPMENT ARRESTED 1, chloroplastic. NCBI's taxonomy places the organism in Eukaryota, Viridiplantae, Streptophyta, Magnoliopsida, Malpighiales, Euphorbiaceae. The coding region runs from base 135 to 1355 and encodes 406 amino acids. Gene Ontology annotation, cellular component: chloroplast nucleoid. The transcript is spliced from 10 exons. The record is from RefSeq and is a predicted model, not a curated record. Gene Ontology annotation, biological process: regulation of DNA-templated transcription.